GCAUGAUGGGGUGACGGACGCAGGAGGAACCGGGGAAGGCCCCGAGAGACAUUGUGAGAACAGUAAGUGUGACCCGAAGAAGAACAUCUUUCAAGAAAUAGUCAGUAGAGUCACAAUGGAGGUUUCCCCAGCAACCAAGCUUGGUGAGACCUUUGUGUUUGAGGAUGGGUUAGAGAUGCAGCAAGAACUUUUCCCAGAGGAGGACCUGGGUGACCCUUUUCUUCAGGAAAGGGGUCUAGAGCAAAUGGCUGUUAUCUAUAAGGAGAUCCCUCUUGGGGAGCAAGACGAGGAACAUGAUGAUUAUGAGGGGAAUUUUAGUCUGUGCUCAAGCCCUGUUCAGCAUCAGAGUAUCCUGCCAGUAAACAGGCCCCAGGAUGACGAAAUAUUUGGCCAAACCUUCCUCCAGAAAUCAGACCUUAGUAUAUGUCAGAUAAUCCACGAUGGAGAAGAACCCACAAUGGAGAAGAACUCACAUGAUUGUGAGAAAGCAGGCAGGGGGGACUUGGGACCUCACAAACUUCACAGAACUGCACAACCAGCAAAGCCCUAUGCGUGUCGGGAAUGUGGGAAGGCCUUCAGCCAGAGCUCACACCUCCUCCGACACCUGGUGAUCCACACGGGGGAGAAGCCCUACGAGUGCUGUGAGUGUGGGAAGGCCUUCAGCCAGAGCUCGCACCUUCUCAGACAUCAGAUCAUCCACACCGGGGAGAAGCCCUAUGAAUGCCGGGAAUGCGGAAAAGCCUUUCGCCAGAGCUCAGCCCUCACGCAACAUCAGAAAACCCACACUGGGAAGAGACCCUAUGAGUGUAGGGAAUGUGGGAAGGAUUUCAGUCGGAGCUCAAGUCUCAGAAAACACGAGAGAAUUCAUACCGGAGAGAAACCUUAUCAGUGUAAGGAAUGUGGGAAAUCCUUCAACCAGAGUUCAGGCCUGAGCCAGCAUCGGAAAAUCCACACCCUGAAGAAACCUCAUGAAUGUGAUCUCUGUGGUAAAGCCUUUUGUCACAGGUCUCACCUUAUUCGGCACCAGAGGAUUCACACUGGGAAGAAACCUUACAAAUGUGAAGAGUGUGGGAAGGCCUUCAGCCAGAGCUCCAACCUCAUUGAACAUCGUAAGACCCACACUGGCGAGAAACCCUACAAAUGCCAUAAGUGUGGGAAAGCCUUCAGCCAGAGCUCGUCCCUCAUCGAGCACCAGCGGAUCCACACCGGGGAGAAGCCCUAUGAGUGUGGCCAGUGUGGGAAGGCAUUCUGCCACAGCUCUGCCCUGAUCCAGCAUCAGAGAAUCCACACAGGGAAGAAACCCUAUGCGUGCAAUGAGUGUGGCAAAGCCUUCCGGCACAGGUCGGCCCUUAUUGAGCAUUAUAAAACCCACACCAGAGAGAAACCCUACGAGUGCAACAGAUGUGGCAAGUCUUUCAGGGGCAGCUCGCACCUCAUUCGGCAUCAGAAAAUCCAUGCUGCUGAGAAGUUCUAGAAGGAGAGGCUCACUCAGAGCCGAAAGACUGUCCCAGAUGGAGCCCACACCCAGUCGCUGUGUCCGUAAGUCCCUGCCCACCUCCCUGAUGACAGUGCUGAAUGGAAACGCACCCACCCAGGCACUCCUGCACACCCACACGAGCAGCCGGGUCCCCGUGGUCCCUGGCUAGCGCCCUGCACUCAGCAGGUUUAUUGGGGGGACAGGAAGGCCACCGGCAUGGGGCGCGCCCAGAGAGAAUCGGCCAUCAGCCGUCUCAUUCUCACAUUGGACUCCCAAGCCUGUGAGAUUGAGUUUUCCCCUCUUUUGCCAGAAUCCAGAAGAAUAAACGUCAGAGAGAGAGAGUUGAGUUAAACCACAAAACUGGCAGAUGAACUCUUUACCAUCAGUCUGCAGUCUGGCACUUUCACGAGACAGACUGU
Ceratotherium simum simum (southern white rhinoceros) is the source of this 1896-nucleotide messenger RNA. NCBI's taxonomy places the organism in Eukaryota, Metazoa, Chordata, Mammalia, Perissodactyla, Rhinocerotidae. The record is from RefSeq and is a predicted model, not a curated record.